CACCAUCUCACCACCAAAAAGGAACAACGAUCUUGAACAACUCGACCUUUCCUAGAUUCAGUUGUUCUCAGUUUGAAUACUGGGAACCUUGAAUCUACAUAUUCUUCUCAGUAAUCCAUUUUCGCCCGAGAUUCUCCGCCGCGCUCGCGCCGCGUCGUCUGCGGAUUUUUUUGCGCUCGCAACCCCACCACUUCCGACGGUUUCUAGAUCUAAGCAGGGCUUGGAUCUAGAAAUUCUUGCGAAACUCAACCGCAAUCAUGGCUACCGAUAAGGGACUCGAGGAUGUCCCCGAGGGACAGAUCGAGUCUAACUACGAUGAGACGGUCGACUCUUUCGAUGAGAUGAACCUGAAGCCCGAGCUGCUUCGCGGCAUUUACGCCUACGGCUUUGAGCGCCCCUCUGCGAUCCAGCAGCGCGCGAUUAUGCCCGUCAUCAAGGGCCAUGAUGUUAUCGCCCAGGCGCAGUCCGGCACUGGCAAGACCGCCACGUUCUCCAUCUCGGUCCUGCAGAAGAUCGACCCGAACCUGAAGCAGUGCCAGGCUCUCAUCCUCGCUCCCACCCGUGAGCUGGCCCAGCAGAUCCAGAAGGUCGUUGUCGCCAUUGGCGACUACAUGAACGUCGAGUGCCAUGCCUGCAUUGGUGGCACCAGCGUCCGUGAAGACGUGAAGGCCCUGCAGGAAGGCCCUCAGGUUGUUGUCGGCACUCCUGGCCGUGUUCAGGACAUGAUCCAGCGUCGUUUCCUCAGGACGGACGCCAUGAAAAUGUUCGUCUUGGACGAGGCUGAUGAGAUGUUGUCGCGCGGUUUCACUGAGCAGAUUUACGACAUCUUCCAGCUUCUGCCGCAAUCCACCCAGGUCGUUCUGCUCUCUGCCACCAUGCCCCAGGACGUGCUCGAGGUUACGACCAAGUUUAUGCGCGACCCCGUCCGUAUCCUGGUCAAGAAGGACGAGCUUACCCUCGAGGGUAUCAAGCAGUUCUACAUUGCUGUCGAGAAGGAGGAGUGGAAGCUUGACACCCUGUCGGAUCUUUACGAGACCGUCACCAUCACGCAGGCCGUCAUCUUCUGCAACACCCGGCGCAAGGUCGACUGGCUCACCGACAAGCUCACUGCCCGCGACUUCACCGUCUCGGCCAUGCACGGCGAUAUGGACCAGGCUCAGCGUGACCUGAUCAUGAAGGAGUUCCGAUCCGGCUCCUCCCGUGUUCUGAUUGCCACGGACCUUCUGGCUCGUGGUAUCGAUGUCCAGCAGGUCUCCCUGGUUAUCAACUACGACCUGCCCGCGAACCGCGAGAACUACAUCCACCGCAUCGGCCGCGGCGGUCGGUUCGGUCGGAAGGGUGUUGCGAUCAACUUCGUUACUGCCGAGGAUGUUCGCAUGAUGCGUGAGAUUGAGCAGUUCUACAGCACCCAGAUUGAGGAGAUGCCCAUGAAUGUGGCCGACCUGAUUUAAAGCGCCUUUUCAUCGCAGACGUCAUACACUCUUUCUCUCGGCAUACCUCGCACGCUACCGCACAUCGGCAUCUGCAUCUCUCUUGCAGUAUACUGAGGAGGGGCAUUGUGUCGCGGUUUUCUGGUAGAAAGAGACGGAGCUGCUCAGCUGCUCAGCUGCAGCGGGUGUCCUUUUUUUUCUUCCCUCCCUUUUUCUUUGUAGGGGGUCUAGGUGACGCUGUCCACCAAAAAAAAAGUCCUUCUCGGGGUUUGGGCGCUUGCACAUUAAUCAAGUGGGAUGGUGCGAGCGCUUUGGGGGCAAGCAAGGAAGGCUGGUUUUCUCAUUUCCGCUCGUGGCUUUUCCGGCUUUUCUCAUUGUCAUAUGUACCCAGAGUUAGGGAGGUUAACAAAAUGCGACGUAGACCGAAACCCUGCACAGCCAUGUGAACCAUUGUGCUAAAGUUGCGUUGCUUGUUAUAGUUCUCUUUCCAAAGCUUAAGGACAUCCUGAAAGAGCAUUCCAUACAGAAUACAGAUACAACAUGUGAUAACUGAGUUUGUUACAUC
Thermothielavioides terrestris NRRL 8126 is the source of this 1995-nucleotide messenger RNA. RefSeq lists its product as uncharacterized. The coding region runs from base 258 to 1451 and encodes 397 amino acids. Gene Ontology annotation, molecular function: ATP binding; RNA binding; RNA helicase activity. NCBI's taxonomy places the organism in Eukaryota, Fungi, Ascomycota, Sordariomycetes, Sordariales, Chaetomiaceae. The transcript has 5 exons. The record is from RefSeq and is a predicted model, not a curated record.